Messenger RNA from Colossoma macropomum (tambaqui), 15605 nucleotides. It is a transcript of the gene ryr2a, whose product is annotated as ryanodine receptor 2a (cardiac). NCBI's taxonomy places the organism in Eukaryota, Metazoa, Chordata, Actinopteri, Characiformes, Serrasalmidae. Gene Ontology annotation, molecular function: ryanodine-sensitive calcium-release channel activity; calcium ion binding; protein binding. Gene Ontology annotation, biological process: calcium ion transmembrane transport; intracellular calcium ion homeostasis. Gene Ontology annotation, cellular component: sarcoplasmic reticulum membrane; Z disc; sarcolemma. The record is from RefSeq and is a predicted model, not a curated record.
GUGCGGCUCCACCAUGGCGGAAGGCGGUGAAGGCGAGGAUGAGAUCCAGUUCUUACGCACCGACGAUGAGGUGGUAUUACAGUGUUCAGCCACGCUUCAUAAGGAGCAGCAGAAACUGUGUUUGGCUGCUGAGGGAUUUGGGAACAGACUCUGCUUCCUGGAGUCCACCUCCAACUCCAAGAAUGUUCCUCCAGACCUGUCGAUAUGCACGUUCGUGCUGGAGCAGUCGCUGUCCGUCCGUGCCCUGCAGGAGAUGCUGGCCAACACAGAGGAGAAGGCCGAGGGGAAAUUCAUGAUGAAGACAGCGCAGGGCGGAGGUCAUCGCACUCUUCUCUACGGACACGCUGUCUUACUCAGGCACUCCUACAGUGGAAUGUACCUCUGCUGUCUGUCCACCUCUCGCUCUUCGACAGAUAAACUAGCGUUUGAUGUGGGGCUUCAAGAGGACACGACAGGUGAGGCCUGUUGGUGGACCAUACACCCUGCCUCCAAGCAGAGGUCAGAAGGUGAGAAGGUGCGUGUAGGUGAUGACCUCAUCCUGGUCAGCGUGUCCUCCGAACGUUACCUGCACUUGUCGUAUGGGAAUGGCAGUUUGCAUGUGGAUGCAGCCUUUCAGCAAACCCUGUGGAGCGUAGCACCGAUCUGCUCUGGGAGUGAGGUCGCUCAGGGCUUCCUGAUUGGUGGAGACGUCUUGAGGCUGUUGCAUGGCCACAUGGAUGAGUGUCUGACUGUUCCAUCUGGAGAGCAUGGCGAGGAGCAGCGCAGGACGGUGCACUAUGAGGGGGGAGCCGUGUCCACCCACGCCCGCUCCCUCUGGAGGCUGGAGACCCUGAGAGUAGCCUGGAGUGGUAGUCAUACUCGAUGGGGUCAGCCGUUCCGGUUACGUCAUGUGACCACAGGGAAGUACCUCAGCCUGCUGGACGAUAAAGGCCUGCUGCUAAUGGACAAAGAAAAGGCUGACGUCAAGUCCACUGCCUUCUGCUUCCGCUCAUCAAAGGAAAAGCUUGAUUUUGGACUGAGGAAGGAGGUGGAUGGGAUGGGUGUUCCUGAUAUUAAAUAUGGAGACUCAGUCUGCUACAUCCAGCACGUGGACACAGGGCUCUGGCUGACCUACCAGUCAGUGGACGCCAAGUGUGCUCGCAUGGGCGGAGUCCAGAGAAAGGCCAUAAUGCACCAUGAGGGUCACAUGGACGAUGGUCUGACCCUGUCUCGCUCCCAACACGAGGAAUCUCGCACUGCCAGAGUUAUCCGCAGCACAGUCUUCCUGUUCAACCGCUUUAUCAGGGGUUUGGACACUCUCAGUAAGAAAGGAAAAAGCUCCAUGCUGGAUCUGCCCAUUGAGUCGGUCAGUCUGAGUCUGCAGGACCUGAUUGGCUACUUCCAGCCACCAGACGAACAUCUAGAACAUGAGGACAAACAGAACCGGCUCCGAGCCCUGAAGAACCGACAAAACCUCUUUCAGGAGGAGGGAAUGAUAAACCUGGUGCUGGAGUGUAUCGAUCGCCUGCAUGUGUACAGCAGUGCCGCCCAUUUUGCGGACGUGGCGGGACGGGAAGCGGGAGAGGCCUGGAAGUCCAUCCUCAACUCCCUCUAUGAACUGCUGGCUGCUCUGAUCAGGGGCAACAGGAAAAAUUGUGCUCAGUUUUCCAGCUCACUAGACUGGCUGAUCAGUCGCCUGGAGAGACUGGAGGCUUCAUCAGGGAUUCUGGAGGUGCUGCACUGUGUUCUGGUGGAGAGCCCUGAAGCUCUAAACAUCAUCAAAGAGGGACACAUAAAAUCCAUCAUCUCUCUUCUGGACAAACACGGACGCAACCAUAAGGUCCUGGACGUGCUGUGUUCUCUGUGUGUGUGUCACGGUGUGGCCGUGCGCUCCAACCAGCACCUGAUCUGUGAUAACCUGCUCCCUGGCCGAGACCUGUUACUGCAGACCCGUCUGGUCAACCACGUCAGCAGCAUGAGGCCCAACAUCUUCCUGGGAGUGAGCGAAGGCUCCGCCCAGUACAGGAAGUGGUAUUAUGAGCUGAUUGUGGACCAUGUGGAGCCGUUUGUGACGGCAGAAGCGACGCACUUGAGGGUGGGCUGGGCCUCCACACCUGGAUACUCGCCUUACCCAGGCGGGGGUGAAGGCUGGGGAGGCAACGGGGUCGGGGAUGACCUUUACUCUCACGGCUUUGACGGACUGCACCUGUGGUCAGGCUGUAUUGCUCGGACGGUCAGCUCCCCAAAUCAGCACCUGCUAUGUGCGGACGACGUGGUCAGCUGCUGUCUGGACCUCAGUGCCCCCAGCAUCUCCUUCCGCAUUAAUGGCCAACCUGUCCAGGGCAUGUUUGAAAACUUCAACUCUGACAGCCUCUUCUUCCCUGUGGUCAGCUUCUCUGCUGGAGUCAAAGUGCGCUUCCUGUUGGGUGGUCGUCAUGGAGAGUUCAAGUUCCUGCCUCCAGCGGGUUAUGCUCCAUGUUUUGAGGCAGUGCUGCCUCGAGAGAAGCUGAGAGUGGAGCAGAGUCAGGAGUACAAACAGGACCAUGGAGGGACCCGGGACCUUCUGGGGCCGACGGUCACUCUCUCUCAGGCUGCCUUCACACCCACACCUGUGGACACCAGCCAGAUUGUGUUGCCGCCUCACCUGGAGCGAAUUCGAGAGAAACUGGCAGAAAACAUCCAUGAGCUGUGGGUCAUGAACAAGAUCGAGCUAGGGUGGACAUACGGAGCAGUAAGGGAUGAUAAUAAGAGGCAGCACCCGUGUCUGGUGGAGUUCUCCAAACUUCCAGAGCAGGAGCGCAGCUACAACCUGCAGAUGUCCCUGGAGACACUGAAGACUCUGCUGGCGUUAGGUUGCCAUGUUGGAGUAGCAGAUGAACGGGCUGUGGAGAAGGUGAAGCGUCUGAAACUCUCAGCAAAAUAUGAGCUGUCCAGUGGUUAUAAACCUGCUCCUAUGGACCUCAGCCACAUCAAACUGGCAUCUACACAGGAGGCCAUGGUGGACAAACUGGCAGAAAAUGCCCACAACGUGUGGGCCAGAGACCGUAUUCGCCAAGGCUGGACCUACGGGAUCCAGCAGGAUGUAAAGAACAAGAGGAAUCCAAGGCUGGUGCCUUAUGCCCUUCUAGACGAGAGAACCAAGAAAUCCAACAAGGACAGUCUGAGGGAGGCUGUGCGCACAUUGCUGGGUUAUGGAUACAACCUGGAGGCCCCUGACCAAGACCACGCAGCCCGAGCAGAUAUGAACAACAUGUCCGCAGAGCGUUUCAGGAUCUUCCGUGCCGAAAAGACCUACAGUGUGAACGCUGGGAAGUGGUAUUUUGAGCUGGAGGUGGUGACAGCAGGCGAGAUGCGGGUGGGUUGGGCCCGCCCGGGCUGCUUGCCUGACCAGGAGCUGGGCUCUGACGACCAGGCCUUUGUGUUUGAUGGGUUUAAGGCUCAGCGGUGGCACCAGGGGAACGAGCACUUCGGGCGUUCGUGGCUGGCGGGUGACGUGGUGGGCUGCAUGGUGGAUAUGAACGAGCACACCAUGAUGUUCACACUGAAUGGAGAGGUGCUGCUGGAUGACUCGGGCUCUGAACUCGCAUUCAAAGACUUCGAGGUCUGUGAAGGUUUCAUCCCGGUGUGCAGUCUGGGUGUGAGUCAGGUGGGCCGGAUGAACUUUGGGAAGGAAGUGAGCACGCUGAAGUAUUUCACCAUCUGCGGCCUGCAGGAAGGCUACGAGCCCUUCGCCGUCAACAUGAACCGAGACAUCACCAUGUGGCUCAGCAAGAGACUGCCUCAGUUCAUCCCUGUACCAGCCGGCCACGAACACAUCGAGGUCACGAGAAUUGAUGGCACAGUGGAGAGCUCGCCAUGCCUAAAAGUCACGCAGAGGUCAUUCGGUUCACAGAACAGUAACACGGACAUCGUUUUCUACCGCCUCAGCAUGCCCAUCGAGUGCGCUGAGGUCUUCGCCAAAUCCGCUGGCGGGACGCUCCCGGCUAACGGCAGCUUCUUCUCCCCCAAGAAGGACCUGGAGGAUUUCGAGACUGUGUCGGACUUUGAGGUGCUGAUGAAGAGCGCUCACGGCCACAUGGGUUCAAACGGGCCGGACAAAGACAGGGACGAGUUCAACAACCAUAAGGACUACAAUCAAGAGAAGCCCUCCAAACUCAAACAGAGGUUCAUGCUGAAGAGGUCGAAGCCUGACUUCAGCACGAGUAACUCUUCAGCUCGUCUGUCUGAGGAGGUGUUGGCUGAUGAGAGAGAUGAUUACGAGUACCUCAUGCAGACGUCCACGUACUACUACUCGGUGCGGAUCUUUCCGGGUCAAGAACCGUCCAGAGUGUGGGUUGGCUGGGUGACCUCGGACUUCCACCAAUACGACCCGGCCUUUCAGCUGGAUAAAGUCAGAACGGUCACAGUCACCCUCGGCGACGAGAAAGGCAAAGUUCAUGAGAGUAUUAAGCGCAGCAACUGCUACAUGGUGUGGGCCGGAGAGAGUAAUAACCCCGGUCAGGGCCGUAAUAAUAACGGUCUGGAGAUCGGCUGCAUGGUGGACACAGCCAGCGGCCUGCUCACCUUCACAACCAACGGCAAAGAGCUCAGCACUUACUACCAGGUGGAGCCCAGUGCUAAACUUUUCCCUGCAGUGUUCGCUCAGGCCACCAGCCCCAAUGUCUUCCAGUUUGAGCUGGGACGCAUCAAGAACGUGAUGCCGCUGUCAGCAGGCCUGUUUAAAAGCGAGAAGAAGAACGCUGUGCCUCAGUGUCCGCCACGCCUGCACGUCCAGUUCCUCACACCAGUGCUCUGGAGCCGAGUGCCCAAUCAUUUCCUGAGGUCAGAAGUCACCCGGGUCAAUGAGCGGCACGGCUGGAUGGUGCAGUGCAUGGAGCCGCUGCAGUUCAUGUCCCUACAUAUACCUGAGGAGAACAGGUCGGUGGACAUCCUGGAGCUGACGGAGCAGCGGGACCUGCUGAAGUUCCACUAUCACACCCUGCGCCUCUACUCUGCCGUGUGUGCGCUGGGCAACAACCGGGUGGCCGGCGCCCUCUGCAGCCACGUGGAUGAGUCGCAGCUGCUGUCGGCCAUCCAAAACAAGUACAUGCCGGGCCUGCUGCGCACAGGUUACUACGACCUGCUGAUUGACAUCCACCUGAGCAGCUACGCCACGGCGCGCCUGAUGAUGAACAGCGAGUACAUCGUGCCCAUGACAGACGAGACCAAGAGCAUCACACUCUUUCCAGACGAAAAGAAGAAGCACGGCCUGCCCGGCAUCGGUCUCAGCACCUCACUGCGCCCCCGCAUGCACUUCUCCUCGCCUGACUUUGUCAGCGCUGUCACCGGGAGCAACGGAUGCAGCGUUGCUGGGGGCGACUGCUUCCAGUACAGCCCUGAGUUUCCCCUGGAGACGCUGAAGAGCCGCACCAUGGAGAUGCUGACUGAAGCAGUGCAGGAGGGUAGCCUGCACGUUAGAGAUCCAGUAGGGGGCAGCACCGAGUUUCUCUUUGUGCCACUCAUUAAGCUUUUCUACACGCUGCUGAUCAUGGGCAUCUUCCACAACGGAGACCUGAGGACCAUCCUGCGGCUCAUCGAGCCCAGCGUCUUUUCACAGGACUCUAGGACUGAGGGGACGUCCAGAAUGCCAGACAAGGAUGGUAGUCCUGCGGAAAGUCCCGCAGGAGGCCUCAGAGGAGGAGAGGAGGAGGCGAGAGCGAAGGGAACCUUACCCAAAGAGGGGCUGCUGCAGAUGAAGCUGCCCGAACCGGUCAAACUGCAGAUGUGCCACCUGCUGCAGUAUCUGUGUGACUGUCAGGUCCGGCACCGUAUCGAGGCAAUCGUGGCCUUCUCUGAUGAUUUUGUGGCUAACCUACAGGAGAACCAGCGCUUCCGCUAUAACGAGGUCAUGCAGGCGCUCAACAUGUCGGCCGCCCUGACCGCCCGCAAAACCAAAGAGUUCCGCUCACCGCCCCAGGAACAGAUUAACAUGCUGCUGAGCUUUAAGGAUGAAAAGCAGGACUGUCCCUGUCCGGAGGACAUCAGAGACCAGCUGCUGGAAUUCCAUGAGGAUCUAAUGAGCCACUGUGGUAUAGAGAUUGAUGACGAUAAGGCAGGUGAAGCGGACAGUGAUUUCACCAUCAGAGGGCGUCUGAUGUAUCUGGUGGAGAAGGUGGCCUACUUGAAGAAGAAAAUGGCUGACAUGCCAAAGAAAAAAAAAGCCAAGAAACCCAGCACUCUGCAGCAGUUAAUUUCGGAGACGAUGGUGCGCUGGGCGCAGGAGUGUGUGAUAGAGGAUCCAGAGCUGGUGCGAGCCAUGUUCGUGCUGCUGCACAGGCAGUAUGAUGGUAUCGGAGGGCUGGUCCGAGCGCUACCCAAAACAUACACCAUCAAUGCUGUCUCUGUAGAGGACACCAUCAACCUGUUGGCCUCUCUGGGACAGAUCCGCUCACUGCUCAGCGUCCGUAUGGGCCGUGAAGAGGAAAAACUCAUGAUCCGUGGCCUCAGCGACAUCAUGAACAAUAAGGUGUUCUACCAGCACCCGAACCUGAUGAGAGCUCUGGGCAUGCAUGAGACCGUCAUGGAGGUCAUGGUCAAUGUACUGAGUGGAGGAGAGUCCAAGGAAAUCACAUUCCCCAAGAUGGUGGCCAACUGCUGCCGUUUCCUGUGCUACUUCUGCCGUAUCAGCCGUCAGAACCAGAAGGCCAUGUUUGACCACCUGAGCUAUCUGCUGGAGAACAGCAGCGUGGGUCUCGCUUCUCCGUCUAUGCGUGGCUCCACUCCGCUGGAUGUAGCUGCUGCCUCUGUGAUGGAUAACAACGAGCUGGCCCUGGCGCUGAGGGAGCCGGACCUGGAGAAAGUGGUUCAGUACCUGGCGGGCUGUGGGCUGCAGAGCUGCGUGAUGUUGGUGUCUAAAGGUUAUCCUGAUAUAGGCUGGAAUCCCGUGGAGGGAGAGCGAUAUCUGGACUUCCUCCGCUUCGCUGUCUUCUGUAACGGUGAGAGUGUGGAGGAGAACGCUAACGUCGUUGUCCGGCUUCUGAUUCGUCGGCCUGAGUGCUUUGGCCCCGCCCUGCGUGGUGAGGGUGGGAACGGGUUGCUAGCCGCGAUGGAGGAAGCUAUUAAAAUAUCAGAGGACCCCAGCCGAGACGGACCAUCCCCUACAUCAGAGGACAGCAAAACACUCAGUGAUAUGUUGGAGGAUGAGGAGGAUGACACCAUACACAUGGGUAAUGCCAUCAUGACCUUCUACGCUGCUCUGAUUGAUCUGCUGGGCCGCUGCGCUCCGGAGAUGCAUCUGAUCCAUGCUGGUAAAGGGGAGGCGAUCCGUAUCCGGGCCAUCCUUCGCUCUCUCAUUCCCAUCGAGGACCUGGAAGGAGUCAUCAGCAUUCCCUUCCCCAUGCCGACUCUCGCUAAAGAUGGUUCUGUGGUGGAGCCAGACAUGUCUGCUGGGUUCUGUCCGGAUCACAAGGCUGCGAUGGUUCUGUUUCUGGACCGUGUUUAUGGUAUUGAGGACCAGAACUUCUUGCUUCACUUGCUGGAGGUCGGCUUCCUGCCCGACCUCAGGGCCGCCGCUUCUUUGGAUACGGCUGCUUUGAGUGCUACAGACAUGGCUUUGGCUCUGAAUCGGUACCUGUGUACGGCCGUGCUGCCUCUGCUGACCAAGUGUGCCCCUCUGUUUGCCGGGACGGAGCCGUUCGCCUCGUUGAUUGACUCCCUGCUCCACACCGUCUACCGGCUGUCCAAGGGCUGCUGCCUCACCAAAGCCCAGCGGGACGCCAUCGAGGAGUGCCUGCUCGCUGUGUGUGGCAAACUGAGGCCUUCGAUGAUGCAGCAUCUGCUGAGGCGUCUGGUGUUUGAUGUUCCCUUGCUGAACGAGCACACUAAAAUGCCCCUAAAGUUGUUGACUAACCACUAUGAGCGGUGCUGGAAGUACUACUGCCUGUCCGGUGGGUGGGGCAGCUUUGGAGCAGCAUCUGAUGAGGAGCUGCACCUGUCCAGAAAACUCUUUUGGGGAAUCUUUGAUGCCCUGGCCAGAAAGAGGUACGAUGCAGAGCUGUUUAAGUUGGCUCUGCCGUGUCUGAGUGCCGUAGCUGGGGCUUUACCUCCAGACUACAUGGAGUCCAACUAUGUGGCCAUGAUGGAGAAGCAGUCAUCCAUGGAUGCAGAAGGCAACUUUAACCCCCAGCCUGUUGACACCAGCAACGUGAAUAUUCCUGAGAAGCUGGAUCACUUCAUCAAUAAAUACGCAGAGCACUCGCAUGAGAAAUGGUCAAUGGAGAAGUUUGCUAAUGGCUGGGUGCACGGGGAGCAGCUGUGUGAGGCAUCUAAAGUUCACCCCCUGCUGAAACCUUACAAGGGGCUGUCUGAGAAGGAUAAAGAGGUAUACCGCUGGCCUAUCAGAGAGACCCUGAAGACCAUGUUGUCGUGGGGCUGGAGCAUAGAAAGGACAAGGGAGAGUGACCCGGCCAGCUUACACAGCCGCACUCGCAGGAUAUCUCUCUCCAGCCAGCUGUCCAUAGAGGGCGCUCAUGGAUUCAGCCCCCGUCCGGUAGACAUGAGCAACGUGACUCUCUCCCGGGACCUACAUUCAAUGGCAGAGCUGCUCGCUGAGAACUAUCAUAACAUCUGGGCUAAAAAGAAGAAACUGGAACUGGAAGCCAAAGGUGGAGGGAGCCAUCCGUUACUGGUUCCCUACGACACUCUAACUGCCAAAGAGAAAUCCAAAGACAGAGAAAAAGCACAAGACAUCCUCAAGUUCCUGCAAAUCAAUGGAUACACUGUAUCGAGGGCUAUGAAGGAGCAGGAACUCGACACCCCGUCCAUAGAGAAGCGCUUUGCCUACACGUUUUUACAGCAGCUCAUCACCUAUGUGGAUGAGGCCCAUGAACACAUGCUGGAGUUCGAUGUUAGCACGCGACCAAAAGGAGAGAAAAUCCCUCACGAGCAGCAGAUGAAGUUCUUUGGAAAGGUUGUCCUGCCUCUCGUUGACCAGUACUUUAAGAACCAUCGGCUCUACUUCCUGUCUACUGCUGUCCGUCCGAUUGGCAGCGGAGGCCACGCGUCCAAUAAGGAGAAAGAGAUGGUGACCAGUCUUUUCUGCAAACUGGGAGUUCUUGUCAGGCAUAGGAUAUCUCUGUUUGGAAACGAUGCUACCUCUAUUGUGAACUGCCUUCACAUACUGGGACAGACACUGGAUGCCAGGACGGUGAUGAAAACAGGUUUGGAGUCAGUGAAGGCGGCUCUGCGGGCAUUUUUCGACAACGCUGCCGAGGAUCUGGAGCGGACGAUGGAGAACCUGCGGCAGGGUCAGUUCACGCACACCAGAAGCCAACCCAGAGGAGUCACCCAAAUCAUCAACUACACCACUGUGGCCCUGCUGCCUGUUCUCUCCUCACUGUUUGAACACAUCGGACAAAACCUGUUCGGAGAGGAUCUUAUACUGGAUGACGUCCAGGUCUCCUGCUAUAGGAUCCUAAACAGCCUCUACUCUCUUGGCACCAGCAAAAGCAUCUACGUAGAAAGACAGCGGCCUGCUCUGGGCGAAUGUCUGGCUGCAUUUUCUGGAGCGUUCCCUGUGGCUUUUCUGGAGCCUCAUCUUAACAAGUACAACAGCUACUCCAUCUAUAACACCAAAGGCUCCAGAGACAGGACAGCCUCUGGCCUUCCGACCCAGGUGGAGGAGGUGUGUCCUCUGGUGCCGUCUCUAGAAAAAGCUCUGGAGGAGAUUAUGGAGCUGGCGGAGUCGGGGAUGCGCUACACUCAGAUGCCCCACGUGAUGGAGGUAGUUCUGCCCAUGCUGUGCAGCUACAUGUCCCACUGGUGGGAGCACGGACCCGAGAGCAACCCGGAGCGCUCCGAGAGCUGCUGCACCUCCCUCACCUCUGAACACAUGAACGCCCUGCUGGGGAACAUCCUCAAGAUCAUCUACAACAACUUGGGCAUCGACGAGGGCGCGUGGAUGAAGAGACUUGCGGUCUUCUCUCAGCCCAUCAUCAGCAAGGCCCGGCCACAGCUGCUGAAAACUCACUUCCUGCCGCUGAUGGAGAAACUAAAGAAGAAAGCGGCCACUGUGCUGCUGGACGAGGAGCACACCAAGGCUGAGGGGCGGGGCGAGAUGUCUGAGGCCGAGCUGCUCAUCCUGGACGAGUUCACCAUCCUGGUGCGGGAUUUGUACGCCUUCUAUCCACUCCUCAUCCGCUUCGUCGACUACAACAGAGCAAAGUGGCUGAAAGAGCCGAACCCGGAGGCUGAGGAACUGUUCCGCAUGGUGGCAGAGGUCUUCAUCUUCUGGGCCAAAUCACAUAAUUUCAAACGGGAGGAGCAGAACUUUGUCGUUCAGAACGAGAUAAACAACAUGUCGUUCCUCAUUACUGACACCAAGUCCAAAAUGUCCAAGGGGGCAGUGUCGGACCAGGAGAGGAAGAAGAUGAAGAAGAGAGGAGACCGGUAUUCCAUGCAGACGUCCCUCAUCGUGGCUGCUCUGAAGAGGCUGCUUCCUGUGGGGCUGAACAUCUGUGCUCCUGGAGACCAGGAGCUAAUCGCUCUCGCCAAGAACCGCUUCACUCAGAAAGACACAGAGGAUGAGGUUCGGGAGAUCAUCCGUAAUAACCUCCACCUGCAGGGCAAGCUGGAGGACCCUGCUAUUCGCUGGCAGAUGGCCCUGUACAAAGACAUGCCGAACCGCAGUGAGGACACAUCAGACCCUCAGAAGACUGUGGAGAGAGUGCUGGACAUUGCUCAUGUGCUCUUCCAUCUGGAUCAGGUGGAACAUCCCCAGAGGAGUAAGAAAGCUGUGUGGCACAAGCUGCUGUCCAAGCAGAGGAAGCGGGCAGUGGUUGCCUGCUUCAGGAUGGCCCCUCUAUAUAACCUGCCCAGACACAGAGCGGUGAACCUGUUCCUACAGGGCUAUGAGAAGUCGUGGAUUGAGACAGAGGAGCAUUAUUUUGAAGAUAAGCUCAUAGAGGAUUUGGCUAAGCCAGGUGGAGAGGAACCGUCAGAGGAGGAUGAAGGGAUCAAACGCAUUGACCCCCUGCACCAGCUCAUCCAACUUUUCAGCAGGACAGCACUCACUGAGAAAUGUAAACUGGAAGAGGACAGCCUGUACAUGGCCUAUGCUGACAUAAUGGCUAAGAGUUGCCAUGACGAGGAGGAAGACGAGGAAGAAGAAGUGAAGAGUUUUGAAGAGAAAGAGAUGGAGAAGCAAAAGCUGCUGUACCAGCAGGCCCGGCUGCACGAUCGUGGCGCAGCUGAGAUGGUGCUUCAGACCAUCAGCGCUAGCAAAGGUGAGAUGGGACUGAUGGUGGCAUCCACACUAAAGCUUGGGAUUGCUGUACUCAAUGGUGGGAACUCUACUGUGCAGCAGAAAAUGCUGGACUACCUGAAGGAUAAGAAGGAUGUGGGAUUCUUUCAGAGCCUGGCGGGACUUAUGCAGUCCUGCAGUGUUCUAGACCUGAAUGCUUUUGAGAGGCAGAAUAAAGCUGAAGGUCUGGGGAUGGUGACGGAAGAAGGAUCAGUCAUCACCCAUGAGCGUGGCGAGAAGGUCAUGCAGGACGACGAGUUCACGUGCGACCUGUUCCGCUUCCUGCAGCUGCUCUGCGAAGGACACAACUCAGAUUUCCAGAACUAUCUGAGAACACAGACAGGAAACAACACAACAGUUAACAUCAUCAUCUCCACUGUGGACUACCUUCUAAGAGUACAGGAGUCUAUUAGUGAUUUCUACUGGUACUAUUCUGGGAAGGAUGUGAUUGACGAGCAGGGUCAGCGUAAUUUCUCCAAGGCCAUCAACGUGGCUAAACAGGUCUUCAAUACUCUUACGGAAUAUAUUCAGGGUCCUUGCACCGGGAACCAGCAGAGCCUGGCACACAGCCGCCUGUGGGACGCUGUGGUUGGUUUCCUCCAUGUUUUUGCUCACAUGCAGAUGAAGCUGUCCCAGGAUUCGAGUCAGAUUGACCUGCUGAAAGAGCUCAUGGAUCUCCAGAAGGACAUGGUCGUAAUGCUGCUGUCUAUGUUAGAGGGAAACGUCGUGAAUGGCACGAUUGGAAAGCAGAUGGUGGACAUGCUGGUGGAAUCUUCCAACAACGUGGAGAUGAUCCUCAAGUUCUUUGACAUGUUCCUCAAACUGAAAGACCUUACAUCAUCAGAUGCCUUCAAAGAGUAUGACCCAGAUGGGAAGGGGGUCAUCUCCAAGAGAGACUUUCACAAAGCCAUGGAGAGCCACAAGCACUACACGCAGUCCGAGACGGAAUUCCUCCUCUCUUGCGCCGAGACGGAUGAGAACGAGCUGUUGGACUAUGAGGAGUUCGUUGAGCGCUUCCACGAGCCGGCCAAAGACAUUGGUUUCAACGUGGCUGUCCUCCUGACCAACCUGUCGGAACACAUGCCUCAUGACUCGCGACUGCAGACGUUCCUGGAGCUGGCGGAAAGCGUGCUCAACUACUUCCAGCCCUACCUGGGCCGCAUAGAGAUCAUGGGCAGCGCCAAGCGGAUCGAGCGGGUCUACUUCGAGAUCAGUGAGUCCAGCCGCACACAGUGGGAAAAACCACAAGUGAAGGAGUCCAAACGCCAGUUCAUCUUCGAUGUGGUCAACGAAGGCGGCGAGAAGGAGAAGAUGGAACUGUUUGUUAAUUUCUGCGAGGACACCAUCUUUGAGAUGCAGCUGGCCGCACAGAUGUCCGACGCCGGAGAGCGCUCAGCCAGCAAAGAUGAGAGCGAGAGGGAGAAACCCGAGGACGAGAGCCCUGAGAUGGGCUUCUUUUCGGUUACUACUGUACGCACAGCUCUGCUGGCCCUCCGCUACAACGUCAUGCUCCUGAUGAAGGUGCUGUCCAUGAAGAGCCUGAAGAAGCAGCUGAAAAAGGCCAAGAAGAUGACGGUGAAGGACAUGGUGACCACGCUGGCCUCCUUCUACUGGAGUGUACUCAUGGGUUUGCUCCAUUUCGCCUUUAGCGUGGCCCGGGGCUUCUUCCGCAUCGUCUAUAACAGCUUCUUGGGCGGCAGCCUGGUGGAGGGCGCUAAGACAAUGAAGGUGUCAGAACUGCUGGCUAACAUGCCGGACCCGACGCAGGACGAGGUCCGAGGUGAGAGUGAGGAGGCAGAAAGGAAACCAACGGACAAAACCUCACCUGAGGAAGAUCUGGCAGACCUCGCAGUGGCCACGGACGACACUGACCUGCUGUCGGAUAUAUUUGGGCUGGAUCUGAGACGGGAGGGCGGGCAGUAUAAACUAAUGCCCCACAACCCCAAUGCCAGCCUGACGGAGCUGCUCAAUACACCAGUGCCAGCACCCCCUACGCCCUCACCUGAACUCCGCAGGAGACACCAGACAAAGAGUUCGUCUUCAUCUACCGAUGAGAAAGAAGGGACGGAGGAGACCAAGUCCAUUCCUGAGAAAGCCGAAGGAGAGGAUGGGGAGAAGAAGGAGAUGCAGAAAGAAGUGCUCCAAAAACGGAAGUCUCGGCAGCACCACUCGUCCAAAUCGGACGAGCCUGAUCUCCAGGAGUCUGCCUUCUGGAAGAAAAUCAUCGCUUACCAGCGCAAGCUGCUAAACUAUUUUGCACGGAAUUUCUACAACAUGAGAAUGUUGGCUUUGUUUGUGGCCUUUGCAAUUAAUUUCAUCCUGCUGUUCUACAAGGUGUCCACGUCCUCAGCAGUGAUAGAGGAAAAGCAGGUUAUUUACAGUGCAUCCUCAGACAGCGGGCUGCGUUGGGACCCUCUGAAUGACUCACCCGCUGACCGGCCUGUAACAGUGCACUUCGUACUGGAAGAGAGUAGCGGCUACAUGGAGCCGACACUGCGCAUCCUGGCCAUCCUCCACACUAUCAUCUCUUUCUUCUGCAUCAUCGGGUACUACUGCCUUAAGGUUCCCCUGGUGAUCUUUAAGAGGGAGAAGGAGGUUGCCAGAAAGCUGGAGUUUGACGGGUUGUAUAUUACGGAGCAGCCAUCAGAGGAUGACAUCAAAGGCCAGUGGGACAGACUGGUCAUAAACACACAGUCUUUCCCAAACAACUACUGGGAUAAAUUUGUAAAGAGGAAGGUGAUGGAUAAAUAUGGAGAGUUUUACGGUCAUGACCGAAUCAGUGAGCUGCUGGGGAUGGACAAAGCUGCGCUGGACUUCAGCGACGCCCAUGAGAAGAAGAAACCGAAGAAAGACAGUUCGCUAGCUGCUGUGUUGAAUUCUGUGGACGUCAAGUACCAGAUCUGGAAGCUGGGAGUCGUCUUCACAGAUAACUCCUUCCUGUACCUUGCCUGGUACAUGACCAUGUCCAUAUUGGGCCACUACAAUAACUUUUUCUUCGCUGCUCAUCUGUUGGACAUAGCCAUGGGCUUUAAGACACUGAGGACCAUCCUGUCUUCUGUCACUCAUAAUGGCAAACAGCUGGUCCUGACAGUGGGCUUGCUGGCGGUGGUCGUUUAUCUCUACACUGUGGUGGCCUUCAACUUUUUCCGCAAGUUCUACAACAAGAGUGAGGACGGAGAGUCUCCGGACAUGAAGUGUGAUGAUAUGCUAACGUGCUAUAUGUUCCACAUGUACGUGGGUGUGCGUGCUGGUGGGGGCAUAGGUGACCAGAUCGAGGAUCCAGCCGGCGAUGAGUAUGAGAUUUAUCGCAUCAUCUUUGACAUCACCUUCUUCUUCUUCGUCAUCGUCAUCCUCCUCGCCAUCAUUCAGGGUCUGAUCAUCGAUGCAUUUGGCGAGCUCAGAGAUCAGCAGGAGCAGGUGAAGGAGGACAUGGAAACCAAGUGUUUCAUCUGCGGAAUUGGAAACGACUAUUUUGACACGGUUCCUCACGGCUUUGAGACGCACACCUUACAGGAGCACAACUUGGCAAACUAUCUAUUUUUUUUGAUGUAUCUCAUUAAUAAGGAUGAAACGGAGCACACAGGCCAGGAGUCCUACGUUUGGAAAAUGUACCAGGAGCGCUGCUGGGAAUUCUUCCCGGCCGGAGACUGCUUCCGCAAACAAUACGAGGACCAGCUCAACUAACACAACCUUACACACACAACCACAACCACACACACACAUACACACCCACACAAAUACACACAAACACACACAGAGAGACUUCUGUCCCUUGGACUUUGUUUCUCCGUGAUGGUUGCGGAGAAGGGACAACGAAGGCUUUUGAGAUUCUGUACAUACUGCUCCACUGUCUACCUGUACCCAGAAUACACUGGGGCAGAGUGAGAGAGAGUGAGGGAGAGAAAGAGAGAGAGAGAGAGAGAGAGGUUUGAGUCCUUAAAGCUUCUCCAUUCUACAUUUGCUUUAUUAAACUCACCAAAGCAAGCAAAAAAAAAGAGAGAGAAGGAGAGGGGGAGCAUGAGCGAGGUAUGUGUGAAGGAGGAAGGAGGAGGAAGGGAAGGGAACCGGCACUUCCUAAGAGGAGGAGGGAGGAAUGAGAGAGAAAGAAGGAGCGUGUGAGUGUGUGAAGUGGUAUGAACGAAUGCGAUCAUCUCACACAUCCUUGGCCUCUUUGUUUGUGUUUGUCAGGAUGGAGGGAUGAUAGUGAACGCUGGAAUGUAUAUGGACGGAUGAGUGGAUACAAAACAGGAAGGCAGGCACCCUGAUAUUGGCCCGGGGCAACAGAGGGGACACAGUGCCUUACCAAGCAAAGGGUGAGCUAUGCAAGGUAGGAUAGAGAGAGAGAGAG